Molecule: messenger RNA, 1582 nt
Organism: Tribolium castaneum (red flour beetle)
Lineage: Eukaryota; Metazoa; Arthropoda; Insecta; Coleoptera; Tenebrionidae
Product: tubulin polymerization-promoting protein homolog
Exons: 3
Coding region: 282-872 (196 amino acids)
Biological process (GO): microtubule polymerization; positive regulation of protein polymerization; microtubule bundle formation
Cellular component (GO): microtubule
Molecular function (GO): tubulin binding
Source: RefSeq, a predicted model, not a curated record
CUUGAGGGUGAAGCCACCCGUAUGCGUCUCACUUUCCAAACCAAACACUUGUAACUAAAAAAAUCAGCCACAAUUUUUGUUAACCCAAAUUAAGGAAGAUAACAUCGUUGUGGAAACUGCAUCGACUUUUACGCUCCUCUGUUAUCGCAUUAUUUUAGCGCGAGCAGUGUGUUUAGAGACGCCAUAGAGCAAGUGUCGGUGAUAUUUUCCAUUUAUCUGAGUUGUAUUUUUGCCAACAGGUGAUUUUUACGUGAGGAUAAUUCAUCCAAAAGAGGCGAAAAAUGUCCGCGGAAACCACCAACUCGGAACCCCCCACUAAAGAAGUGGAAAACCUAAAACUGGAAAAUGGUUCAGGAGAAGCUCCAAAAUCCCCUGUACCGCCAAGUGGUGGAGUAACUUUUGAAGAAAACUUCAAAGCUUUUGCUAAAUUUGGCGAUCCGAAAUCGGAUGGAAAACUCAUAACUCUUUCCAACAGCGACAAGUGGAUGAAACAGGCCAAAGUUAUCGACGGUAAAAAAAUCACGACAACAGACACUGGCAUCUACUUCAAAAAACUCAAGUCGCAAAAAGUCAACAUUACGAGCUACAAAACGUUCUUGGAGGAUUUAGCCAAGAACAAAAAAAUCGAAGUCGAGGAAAUCAAAAAUAAAAUGGCCAGUUGUGGACAACCCGGAGUUCAUGCACUUGGGGCUGGGAAGACUCCAAGUGCUGUCGACAGAUUAACAGACACAUCGAAAUACACAGGCACUCAUAAACAGCGCUUCGAUGAGACUGGAAAAGGCAAAGGCAUAGCAGGACGGAAGGAAGUUGUCGAUACUUCCGGUUACGUCAGUGGAUAUCAAAAUAAAGAUACCUAUGGUAAACAAGAAUAAAAAUACAAAUUCCAGACACAUAAUUAUAUUCAAAUUUAUAAUUUUAUAAAAGCUUGAUAAUUGAUAUUAACUAUUUGGAUAUGUGUAAUAACGUAGAUGUCUAGCACACAACUGGAAGUUUGUACAAAUAAUUUAUAAAAAUUAAAUGGCGAAAAGCGUGUUGUGAACCACUUUUGUAAAUUAUUUGUCUCACAUUCGCCAUAUUUACGUCUGUUUAAUAUUAAUAUUAAGAAGAAAGUCCAUAUUUUGUUACUAUUAAUAUUUAAUAUAAUACUGUUUACAUUUUAUUAAUUAAGCAAGAGUUAUGUAUUGAUUUUUUACAUAUUUUUGAUUAAGACUAGAAAUUUCUCCAAAGCAAUAACUCCCAUUUUUAUUGUCGUUUCGCACUUUUUCAUUUAGAACCUAUUAAUACGUAUCGUACGCUUUGAUAUAAUAUUAUGUAAUAAGAGUAUUAUUGCCCUUUUUUUAAUUCGAAAUUUCAGCCUAUAAUGGUCGCUUUUGUUUAUUUUUUCUUUCGAGAUGUUUGUAUAAUAAUAAGAAGUUGACAUUUAUUUAUAUAUUUUGACGUAAAUUUAAUAAAGUUGCGUAAGAUAUUGUGAAAUUAUUAUGUUUUACUUAACAUUUUCUGUGAUGGUUAUAAAUAAGAUUGUGUUUGUUAUAAUUUAUGUAGUUUAUAGUCAUACGUUUCCAAAUAAAAACAAUGACAAGGA